AAAAUAAAUAUUGGCGUCUUCAAUGAAGCUGCAAGUGCACUUUGAACAAGUUAAACUCUUUGUCUCUUGCAUGCAAAUCCGUAUCACUUUUGUAGACUCUAUAUCUUGGAACUUCCUACCUGAAAUAAAACGUUCAAAGGCGACUUGUUUUUUUAAUACAUUUCAUAUUUUAAAUAAUCGAUAUAGGCUAAACUUAUUAUUGCGUCUGGGAUGUCUGACUGCGAUAUUUCUCGCAGCUUUUUGCAAAUCAAUGAUCAAAGCAGUUUUAUGCUUCAAAGAUGCGAGAGCUCUGGUGAUGAAGAUGAUGACUGGAGACUUAAAAGAAGGGAAAAUAACAGGGUGGCAGCACAGAAGAGCCGAAACAGACAGACACAGAGAGCAGAUGAGCUGCAUAAGGCAUAUGAGUGUCUGGAUCAGAAGAACAGGCUGCUGAAGAAGGAGGUACAGUUUCUGUCUGAGGAGCAAAUGCGUCUGACUGAGGCCCUCAAGGCCCAUGAGCCUCUCUGUCUAAUCAGGCACUGUGUUCCCACCCUGGGGUCAGGGCCCAGGGAUGUAGGGGUCCUCUCCAGUCUGCCCAGAUAGCCACCAUACCAUGCAAAGGUCACAGAGACAAACAAACAUGGGAGACUUGUAAACAGAGUUAACAGGUCAGAUCACGCAUGUCCUCCUCUGUCCUUUGUACUCUCUGUGUCAAUUAGAUUUGUAUAGCUUGAAUCAAGUUGUAAUCAAAUAAUUAUAGGUUGAAGUAAUGAGCUUUGUUUCAGAUGUUCAAAUGGCUUGUCCUGUUUAAAAUGUGUUGUGUAACAAAUUGCAAAUACAUUGCAUAUCCCUCUCCCAUGAGACCAUCUCCCUUUCAGUCUGAUAAAUGUGGUUACCGCACCUUUAAUCACUUGUGUUUUUGAACUGGUGUUCCGGUAUCUGGGUUUGGCCAUGUGGGAACUUCUCCUUUACCAGAAACAAUAAACCAUAAAACAUUUUUUUUUUUGGGGGUUCCUUAUUCCCUACUCUAAAACAGGUUAUACACUGGCUAGUACUAAUGUAUUUAUGAAUUUCAACACUUAAUUGAUCAAUUAGAUAAUCAAAUCACUUAAUCCAAAUAUCAGAAGUAGAGUAAUAUUACACUAUUUUGGUUAACUCAUGUUAUUACAUUGUAGAGGUUACCCACUCUCUCUUCCCUAUAAUGUGGGUAAACACUCACUAACCUCACGCCUUCUCAAACAUUUAAAAAAAUGUGUGAUGUUGAAUAAUGUUGCAUUCUGGUCAACGUCAAUGAUCUACAGUACGUUAUAGUCCAUCUUGAUCACAUGACUGCAGGCUUCUCUCCAACGCUAUUAUGGAUGGAUGUACACAUUCCCAGUAGUCUAGUAUUUGGCAAGGCUGUUUCUAAGAAAUACAGGCUGACCAAUGAGAGAAGCAAAAGGCUCUCCAGCCACACAGGCAGUGCUUUUCAUGCCAGAGGAAUCUAUUGACUUCAGUGUACUGUAUUUGAGGGAGAUUGUGGUGAUUAUCACAAAGCCUUUUGUGUGGAUCGCUCUUUUCAAAAAUGGUUUAUUUCCCACAUUUAAGUAACACACACUUGUUAGUCAUUUUCUCUUCUAACUUUCAAAUGAGCACAGAUUGCUUGGGCAUAAACAACACAGGUUACUACUUUCAGUUCCAUCCAGGAGAUAUUGGGGCAUGAUGUGGUAUUUCACAUAACAUGCUCUUCUGUACAAAUAUUAGUUUACACAUUCAGGUUAACAUGACUUCACUUUCAGUAUAAGUCAGUGUGUAGCCUUACUGGAAAAUCACAUCACAUCACAUCACUUCCUUCUCCUUCAUUUUUUUAUUUUACUAGGCAAGUCAGUUAAGAACAAAUUCUUAUUUUCAAUGACGGCCUAGGAACAGCCUGUUCAGCUCGGGGGUUUGAACUUGCAACCUUCCGGUUAUUAGUCCAACGCUCUAACCACUAGGCUACCCUGUCACCCCAUUGGCAGGUAUACAAUAGAUACCCUACAUUCAAAUGAAAAAAUAUGAAUGUUAACAGCAUAAAAACAGCAUACUUAAAAAAAAAAUGAUCGUCAUUGUCUGUGUGUGCCCCACACAGACAAUGAUUUGGUAAAAUAGUCAUUUUACUGCACUCUAGUGACUGAACCAUGAGAGACAAAUAUUUCACAUUUACAUUAUGAUGCAUUCCCUGUCCCUUGUUGUUCUUGUGUAAAUGUAUGGGGCAUGAACUUUCAGAGGAACUGAAACAUGUUUUUGUGGAAUAUACUGUGUACAAUUUCCUGUACCUUCCCACUCAAGUUGAGAAGUUGUGGUGGAGGAAGACAUUUUUUGUUUGCCAAUUAAUAUUCUAGAUGCAUAGCUCUGGCAUAUGGAAUGCCCAGUGUGACAUAUCCUCAAUCUUUGUCCCAGUCUUGUCCCAUCGCUGCAACUCAGGAGAGUACAGACUCGGGAGAGAUGAAGGUCGAGAGCCAUGCGUCCUCCGAAACACGACCCUGCCAAGGCGCAUUGCUUCUUGACUGACACACUGCUCGCUUAACCCGGAAGCUAGCCUCACCAAUAUGUUGGAGGAAACACUGUACAACUGGUGACCAAGUCAGCGUGCAUUCGCCCAGCAGGCCACAGGAGUUGCUAGAGCGCGAUGGGACAAGGACUUCCUGGCCAGCCAAACCAUCCCCUAAUCCGGAUGACACUGGGCAAAUGGGUCUCCCGGUCCCGGACGGCUGCGACACAGUGUGGGAUCGAACCCGGGUCUGUAGUGACACCUCAAGCACUGCGAUGCAGUGCCUCACUCAUUAAUUUCUACACCUUGUUGCUUCUAAAAGGACAUAGGUACAUAUCCAGACUUUGCUGAAGCUGAACAUCCAUUCAAAACCAAGCAUGACAUUGUCAAAAGCACCAACAGUGGUUAGCAGGCCUAGCUUUUUGGGGGCCUGAAGCAAAAUUGUAUUGGGGAGCCCAUCCACCUCAGGGGAAAAACAUUUGAGUGCCCCCCCCCCUCUUGAUGAUGGAGAGAAAAACAUUUUUUUUUAGAGUUUAAUUCUGCCAUGGGGCGCAGAGAAAAUGUUGCACAUUUAUAGCAAGUUUGUUGCAAUUCUACAUGUUUGGCCAUGGGGGUUUUGCAAUUUUAUUACUAAUUUAAUGGAUUUCUAUUCGUUUUGCCAUGGGGCGGAGAUAAAAAUGAUCAUUUUUACAGCUAAUUUCAUGCAAUUCUACACAUUUUGCCAUAGGGUGGAGAGAAUUGUUUUUGCAGUCUACACAUUUUGCCAUGACUUAUGCCAUACUAAUUAAUAUGUUAUCUGAGUGAGAGUGACUAACAAAAUCAAUGGGGCCCCUUGGAAGUACCCUUCAUGCCUGGUCAAUAAUUCAGCCAUGAUUACAAGUUUAGAUAGCUGACUAGACUAAUUUACCAAUAUGAAGCUGGCAUGGGCUAAUUGAGUGACCGUCAGUAGCUAGGUUUCCAUCCAAUUGGCGACAGAUUUUAAUGUGAAUAUUCAAACAUCUGUAUAAAAACACUAUACACAUUUUCUCACCAGAGAUGUUUCCAUCAAAUUGACUUGUUUCAGGUAAAAGGCUGUGCGUGAUGACAAUAGUGCACAUUAAAAAACAAUUUGCGGUCAAAUUCCCAUGUACCGAAUAAGUUAAAUGAGUUUCCAUCGCAUUUUCAACUCUACUGAGUUGUUUGUGUUAUAUAGGGAGUUUUCCCACUUUGGUAUUGGCACGUAUGCUCUAGCCAAGCAUUGAAAAUCAUGUCACCAGAAUAAGACCCUCAAUAUUUAUUGGAAAGGAGUGUCAAGCUCAUCAACCUUGAACUUUCACCAUCUUGUGAAGUUCACAAUUGAUUUAAUCUGCAGCCUAAUAAACUGCAUGCUUUCCCGACAAGUCAUAGUGGGGGUACCAUACAACAUGUCAUCUCGUGACUCCAAGUUUAGUUCGAUAUGAUGGCUAUUAUAUCAUUAUGUGCAUAAAAGCUUUUCCACCAACAUUUCCCACAUAAUUAUUUUUACUGACAAAAAAACGAUCCCACCUUGUUCAGCGUAUUUUGUUUUGUCUACGUUUGGAAAGUUUACUUAAAAAUGUGCUGUUUCCAUCAGGCCGGUCAAGAUAUUUUACAUCCGACAUGCACUUUACAGGCAUAAAAAGGUGGAAUGGAAACCUUAGUUAGUUACUGACAUAACUGCUGAAGCACAUUUUUAAAUUGCACCUUGUGUAUUCUACUAUUCUAAUGUUCAACAGUAAAUUGAGACACUGACGGAUUCCUAAAACUAAAUGGGAGCGACCACUUAUGCCUGGGGCUGACCCUGGUGGUUGGCAUUAAGCUGGAAUUAAAACACAAUGACACAACUCUGCAGCAGUGGAACUAACAUUUCACAAGGGACCUACAAUUGCUGUUGAGUGCAUGCUGUUCUCAUAUGAAUUUAUUGCAUCAAUUUUCCACAUGAACUGAACAUCAUGAUACUGUAUGUCUGAGAAACUUUCCUCAUAGUACAUUUCCUGUAAGGGCACAGCAUGGUUUCUUGUCUUGCAUCACCCAGUGCUUCAUGACACAGUGUCAACCCCACUAUGAUGACUCUCAUCUGACCCUGACAGAGAGAGGUCAGUUUAUCAACAAACUGACACAGCUCAGAGGAGAAUGGAUAUCUGGAUGGGGAUUUAUGAUAUAGAUAUUGAUUUACAGCAUCCAUCAGUUCAUGUGUGGAUGCUUGUGGUUGUCCUGUACUACAUAAGGAAUCCCAGAAAACUUUGGAGAUUAAUUCAAAUGUCACGCCCAUUUCAUAAUCUUGGAAGCAGGUCAGGAUGUCAAGUAGGGCUCCAUAUCAUUGCAUGAAUUGCAAUGUUGAGACAAUUCACAUUUCUGUAAGGGUUGCAUCAUUCCUGUUCUAUAUUUUGUAGAGCAACUGAGAGGCAUUGCAAAUGGUACUUGAUGUAAAUGUUUGAUCAUGUUUUAUUAUCUGUGGCAUGAGAAUGAGUUGAGUGCUGCAAGGCUGAAGGAACAGAUAUCAUGAUGGGAUACAGUGCCUUCAGAAGGUAUUCACACCCCUUGACUUUUCCACAUUUUGUUGUAUUACAGCCAUCAUUUUUUGAUUUUUUUUUUGUCACUGGGCUACACACAAUACCACAUAAUGUCAAAGUGGAAUUAUUGUUUGUAGAAAUAUUUACAAAUGAAUUAAAAAUUAAAAGCUGAAAUGUCUUGAAUCAAUAAAUAUUCUAACCUUU
Oncorhynchus keta (chum salmon) is the source of this 5202-nucleotide messenger RNA. Its product is annotated as basic leucine zipper transcriptional factor ATF-like 3. Gene Ontology annotation, molecular function: DNA-binding transcription factor activity, RNA polymerase II-specific; RNA polymerase II cis-regulatory region sequence-specific DNA binding. Bases 211 to 582 code for a protein of 123 amino acids. The record is from RefSeq and is a predicted model, not a curated record. Gene Ontology annotation, cellular component: nucleus. Gene Ontology annotation, biological process: regulation of transcription by RNA polymerase II. The transcript is spliced from 3 exons. NCBI's taxonomy places the organism in Eukaryota, Metazoa, Chordata, Actinopteri, Salmoniformes, Salmonidae.